Molecule: messenger RNA, 3925 nt
Organism: Mytilus trossulus (common blue mussel)
Lineage: Eukaryota; Metazoa; Mollusca; Bivalvia; Mytilida; Mytilidae
Product: BTB/POZ domain-containing protein 1-like
Exons: 5
Coding region: 137-1927 (596 amino acids)
Biological process (GO): neurogenesis
Cellular component (GO): P-body; cytosol
Molecular function (GO): protein binding
Source: RefSeq, a predicted model, not a curated record
AGGAUAAUAAACCAGUCACUAUUUUUUAUUGUUUUGGAAAUUUGUAUCUAUUUCCUUGUUUUAAGUUUUGACAUUGAUUUUUCAUUUGUGGAUUGAAAAUUUUGUAAGCAGGAAAUUUGUUUUAUUCCUAUAUGAUAUGGGUAAAAUUGAGUUAAAGUUCAUCAGAAGGCUGUUCCAUAUGGACAGAAAAAUGGAUGAAAAAGAUAAACCAGAUAAACAACCGAAAAGAAAAGAGAGAAAAAAUGAUGAAAAGACUGCUAAUCGAGAAGAAAAUCAAACAGCAAAAAACUUGUGUACAAAUCAGAAGCUUAAUGUGAAUCCAAGAAAUCCUCUAAAUUCAGUAUCACAACCCCAAUCACAUCAGAAACAAGCUAAUUCAACAGCAACAUAUUCAGAGUCAUCAGCUGAGGCUAUGGAUGAUUCAGGAGCACCGGACUCGCCAUUGAAUUCCAUGCAAGAGUCCCCUGCUCAGAACCCUGUCAAGAUGGAAAGGGUUCCAUCAACCUCAGAUUUACCUGUGUUUUCUAGUCAAUUUGUCACCCAGAUCUCUUCUCAAAGUGACCCAGGUCCAGAGAAAGCCCUUUUGCUGGCAACUGCAAGUGCAGCUUUUGGACAUGGUGGCAAUGCUCCAUAUAACUGGCAGGCUACUAAGAUCUGUGUCAAAGACAGACUUUCUUAUCUUUGUAAUACUGAAAUAAUGGCUGAUGUUCAUUUUAUGGUUGGAGCACCACCCCAUCAACAAAAAAUACCUUCUCAUAAAUUUGUUCUGUCUGUAGGUAGUGCUGUGUUUGAUGCACAGUUUAAUGGUCCAAUGGCAACACAAGAGGAUAUUGUAGAAAUCCCUGACGUUGAGCCUGCAGCAUUUAUUUCACUUCUCAGAUUUUUGUAUUCAGAUGAAGUUAAAAUAUGUUCUGAUUCUGUUAUGACUACAUUGUAUGCUGCUAAGAAAUAUGCAGUUCCAGCAUUAGAGAAACAAUGUGUGGAGUUCUUAAAGAGAAAUUUGAGCAGUGACAAUGCAUUCAUGCUUUUGACGCAGGCACGUUUAUUUGACGAGCCCCAGCUGGCAGCUUUGUGCUUAGAAACUAUAGAUAAAAAUACACACGAGGCUUUGCAGGCCGAUGGUUUCACAGACAUAGAUUUAGAAACACUUUGUUGUGUUCUAGAACGGGACACAUUAGGAAUCAGAGAAUUCAAACUUUUCGCAUCAGUUUGUCGUUGGGCAGAGGCAGAAUGCACUCGUAAAAACCUGCCACCAAGUCCUGAAAAUCAACGUGGCGUGUUAGGGCGUGCAUUAAGACUGAUUCGCUUCCCUUUAAUGAGUGUGGAAGAAUUCGCUCAAGGAGCUGCUCAGAGUGGAUUGUUAGAAGAUAAAGAAGUGGUCAAAUUGUUCUUAUACUUUACAGUAAAUCCUAAACCACAGAUAGCUUUCCUUGAUGUCCCAAGGUGUUGUCUGACUGGUAAAGAACAAGUAGUAUCCAGAUUUUGUCAGAUAGAGAGUAGAUGGGGUUAUAGUGGAACCAGUGAUAGAAUCAGGUUCAUGGUUAACAGAAGAAUAUUUGUAGUUGGUUUUGGACUUUAUGGUAGUAUUCAUGGACCUAAGGAAUAUUAUGUUACCAUCCAGAUUAUACAGUCGGACACUGGUAAAGUAAUGGGACACAAUGACACCAGUUUUCAGUGUGAUGGUUCUAACUCCACGUUCCGUGUCAUGUUUAAGGAGCCAGUGGAAAUUCUGCCCAACACUAGUUACACAGCAUGUUCAACUUUGAAGGGUCCCGACUCGUAUUAUGGAGCUAAAGGUCUCAGAAAAGUGACACAUGAAUCUGUUUCGAGUGGAAAGGUCACUUUCCAGUUUACUUAUGCUGCAGGCAACAACAAUGGAACAUCAGUAGAAGAUGGACAGAUCCCAGAAAUCAUUUUCUACACAUAAAACUAUUUAGAUUAAAAUCUGUUGUGAACCACUGCAUCUCAUUGAAGAAUUCAGAAGGUCAGCAAUUCAUACGGAAAAAAAGGAUCAAGUACUUUUUACAUGAAAAUACAACUUAAGUGCAUAACAUCCAUGCUACCAAAUGUUUGAAAUAAUAUCCCUAAAGUGAACUUUGAAGUUGAAUUUCACUAUUAAAAACAGCUUAAAUUAUCUUAAUUGAACUUUAGUCAUGUAAUUAUAACAUCAGUUGAAGUUCAUUAUUGCAUAUUAAUAAUUCUCAUGAGCAGUGCUUAUACAUAGUUCAACAAUGAAUCAAACUGGGAAAUAUUGUAUUUUGUCUCAGAACUAAAAUCCAUACAGGAAGCUGGUGGAAAUAGAAGAAUUCAUUUAUGAUUAUGUAUUUACAUUAAUUGAUAUUAUGUAAGACCUUGCCAAGUGAACAUUUACAUUAUAAAUUAAAAUGGCACGAAAAAAUCACGUAGUCAUGGUAGUGGAAACAUUAGUUUAGAAGGAAAUCAGAAAGAGAUGCUGAAUGAUAUUUUACAAUGCAUAAUAAUAUCAGGUUGUUAAGUAGAAAACUAUUAGUGGACAAAUCAGAAUGUAUGAAACAUUGAAACCAAGUGACAUGAAACUAUAUAUGUCAGAAGAUGAUUGUCCAGAGGAUAAAGUCAAGUGCUAUUUCUUUUUUCUGUUGUAGCAAAUUAAUAUUGUAAAAGUCAUUAUAAUUUUUACUAUAAAUUUUGAAAAGGCCAGUAGUAAAGGAUUUAAGCCAUGAAUUUAUAGGUAUGAGGAGGAAGAACUGUGUUAUGCGUUGCAUUUUUUUGUGAUAUAAUUUGUGAUAUUUAGUCAUUUAUUUAUGCUACAUGUAUCUAAGGCUAUUCCAUUUUAACAUUACUACUUUACAAAACAUGCAAGAUAUAAUGGUUUACCUUUUUUUUAAAUUGUUAUUUGGAUGGAGAGUUGUCUCAUUGGCACUCACUUCUCAUCUUCCUAUAUUUAAGACAAUUUUUACUGAUCAUUCACAAUAUAUUUCUUGUUAUGAAAUAUUAGCUUCAAAAGCAGUCAUGCUUUUAAGUUAUAUUUACCUCCAUGGGUUUUGUGUUAUGUUUAAAUGGAAUACAGUGCAUUAUAUAAAUGUACUUUUAUCAGAUAGGUAGAAUAUUCUAUUUAUAUUAACGGGGUAGAUGACUUUUAAGGAUGGCUUAGAAAGGAUAUCUUUAUUGUGGAAAAUUAUUUUAUGAAUUAACUAGAUGUAUAUUGAUAAUUGAUCUAUUUAUUGUAUAUAUUUUUUUGGUAUGAUAUUUUUAAAAAGUAUACAACUACAAGUUUAUCUUUAUGGCAGUAGAGGACGUGUAUUGAUGUAAGAGCCUGGUUCAAAACGGUACCAGAUAUAUUCAACAAGAUAGAGAGAACUGAUUUAAAAAAAAAUAUUAGUAUUAAAAUCCAAAAUUGAAAUUGUCUCUGAAAUAGUCCCGUCAGUAAUUCAAAUAUGAAAAAAACACCGUUUUUUAAAGAAUGAGAUUGUAAAUAUCACAUUGCAUCCCAUCUCCUAAAUAUUACCUAAUUUCUUGUUUGCAAAUAUAAAUGUUUAGCCCAAUUUUGAAUAUUAAAGUAAGGGAAUAUGGGAAUGGCAACUGCAUAGAUUGUUUCAAAUCUAUAAAGAAAUGAAUAAUAAUACAUAAUCAUGAUAAUUAAGUCAUUGAAUAUAGUUUUCAAAGUUAGUUCAUCAAAAUAUCCCAUUUAGGUAUAUAUAUUAAGGUGUCUAUAGAUAACAGUAAUUUUGCAAGCAAAAAGAACUAAUAGUCUUUCAAAUGUGUUUUCCCCCUUAUUGUUAGCUUAAUUUAUCCCGUUCAAUCCAGUUUAUGUUAAAAAUAAAAAAUUGAAAUGCUGAAAAAAAUGCCCAUAUUUUUCCUUGUAUGCAAAAAUGAAAAUGCUUAUUAUUGAUAUUAUAUUGCUGUAGACCGUUGAAGAUCUAAAUUAUGAAUAAAAUAUCAGAAUACA